Coffea arabica (coffee) is the source of this 462-nucleotide messenger RNA. NCBI's taxonomy places the organism in Eukaryota, Viridiplantae, Streptophyta, Magnoliopsida, Gentianales, Rubiaceae. The record is from RefSeq and is a predicted model, not a curated record.
AUGAAUGAAUUUGUUAAGAUGAAUGGUGAUUGUGUUGAUGUGGCUGUGUUUUAUUGGUUGGAGGAUGGUCGUCACUCACAAGGACUGCACGUGCUUAAGUUGGGAGGAGAAAUAGCUGCUCAUUAUGUCUUAUUCCUUUCUUUCAUGAAGUUUAGACUGUUAUUAACAGACUGGAUUGAUAAGAAUACAAAUGAAACCCUAUGCAGGUCACUUGUUGCAAACUUGUCAGCUGCAAACUGCUAUAAAUCUGAACACCUGAAGAGACCAGAAAAUUGGGCCUUAGUUGAAAAGGCCAAGUACUACUAUAUUGCUGGAUUCUUCCUCACUGUUUCCCAAGAGUCUAUCCUACUUGUUGCUGAGCAUGCUGCUGCAAAGAACAAGGAUGCGAGUUUAAAGUUUGCAUUUUAUUAUCUGGUAUCCUCAAAUCUCUACAAAACCCGCCAGGUAAGAAAUCUCACAUGA